Cariama cristata (Red-legged seriema) is the source of this 453-nucleotide messenger RNA. It is a transcript of the gene SRGN, whose product is annotated as serglycin. The record is from RefSeq and is a predicted model, not a curated record. The coding region runs from base 1 to 453 and encodes 150 amino acids. The transcript is spliced from 3 exons. Lineage: Eukaryota; Metazoa; Chordata; Aves; Cariamiformes; Cariamidae.
AUGCCGGCCAAAAUGCAGCUCUUUAUCAGAUGUAACAGGAGGAUUUUUCUGGCUAUUUGUUUAAUCCUCUUUGUGGGAUACACAGCACAAGGUGCUCCGCUGCAGAAGGCAAGGUACAAGAGAGUGAGGUGCCGACCUGAUGCCUGGUCCGCUAACUGCAUGGAAGAGAAGGGGCCCUGGUUUUACAUGCCCACUGGCGGAGCCAACAGGAUCCUUCCUCCCAUGGCAGACCCGUCCCUGAUGAAGCGAUACCAGGAGCUGAGUGACGUAUUCCCUCUGUCAGACGAGGAGUCCAGCUCUGGGUCUGACGCCGCGGUGGAACUGGAACCAACCUCCGGGUCGGGGCUUGGUGAUGGCGACAGCUUCUCUGAGGCGAAGCUGCCCGUCUUCCUAGCGGGCCCGCGAGGCAGCGAGCUGAAGCAAAAGCUAACGGAGGAGGAUUUGCUCCUGUAG